Molecule: messenger RNA, 1584 nt
Organism: Clavispora lusitaniae ATCC 42720
Lineage: Eukaryota; Fungi; Ascomycota; Pichiomycetes; Serinales; Metschnikowiaceae
Product: CFEM domain family protein
Source: RefSeq, a predicted model, not a curated record
AUGCUUUCUGUUUCGAUCCUUACUCUCGCUUUGAUCGGCCAGGUUAUUGGCGAUUCAUCUUCUCCUGCAGUUACUGCUUCCCCAACAGCCUCUUCUUCAGCUUCUAGACCAACUCUCGCAAGAACUGCAACUAUCAAUGGUUUCGCUGACCCUAUUUAUGACAGAUUGCCAGCCUGUGCGAAAGGUUGUAUGGAUGCGCCAGUCGGAUUCUGCCCAUACUGGGAGCCUGGCUGUCUUUGUGUGAUGACGUUUUUCGGUGACCCAAUUGCUCAGUGCUGGGCCGAAAACUGUGUUGGAGAAGACAUUGUAGUGGCUGCUAGCUUGGCUACUUCUGUUUGUCACUCCAUUGGAGCACCUGACUGGAAGAUUAGUCCAUCCUUGAGUACUGUUUUGUCUGAAUUGGCUACUGCUGAGCCUACCAUUACCGAGACUGAAGCGCCAAGCUCAUCUCCUGAGGCCUCAUCAACAGAGCCUGCCUCUGAUGCUACUUCUGAAGCUCCAAUUCUGUCUGAAGCCGCAAGCUCUUCAUCCCCUGCAAUCACUGCUUCGCCAAUUGCCUCUUCUUCAGCUUCUAGACCAACUCUCGCAAGAACUGCAACUAUCAAUGGUUUCGCUGACCCUAUCUACGACAGAUUGCCAACUUGUGCCAAAGGUUGUAUGGAUGCGCCAGUCGGAUUCUGCCCCUACUGGGAGCCUGGCUGUCUUUGUGUGAUGACGUUUUUCGGUGACCCAAUUGCUGAGUGCUGGGCCAAAAACUGUGUUGGAGAAGACAUUGUAGUAGCCGCUAGCUUGGCUACUUCUGUUUGCCACUCCAUUGGAGCACCUGACUGGAAGAUUAGUCCAUCAUUGAGUACUGUUUUGUCUGAAUUGGCUACUGCUAUUCCUACUAUUACCGAGACUGAAGCACCAAGCUCAUCUCAGACUCCUGAAGUCUCAUCAACAGAGGUUUCCUCUGAGGCUACUUCUGAUGCCUCUACUUCCUCCGAAGCUGCAAGCUCUUCUGAGGCUCCAGUCUCGUCUGAAACAAUCAGCUCUUCUGCUGCUGUUAACUCCUCUGAAAUUGUGAGCUCUGUGCCUUCCUCAAUUGCUCCUUCUUCUUUGACUAUUGCUUCCUCCAGUGCCAUUUACCCUUCGAAUGGAACUACAACUGCUGUGGUGCCAUCUUCUUCCGCAACAGCUAACUCCGAUGUUGUUGUGGAUGAUGUGACAGAAACCGUGAUCAACGGUGUUACUGAGAUUGUUACUGUAUGCACCAAGUGCAAGACCUUAUCUGGCUCCCUUACCACUUAUACUACAGUUGUCGGUAGCGUCACCAGAACUGUGACUGCUGAAUGCGACACCACUGAAGGUCCAGCUCAACCUGAAAACGGAAAGGCCACUGUUACUAAAGGUGAUCACGGCUUUAAAGGUACUAAAACUACUGCUGGUCAGACCACUUGGUUCACACAAGUGACCAAGUCCGCAAGCGCUUCCUCCCCAAGUGCAGCUGUGCAUACCGUUGAGCAAGCUAAUGUUGCUGGAACCAACUAUGCCUCUUGGUUGGUUAGUGUUGCUGCACUCCUCACUGCUAUGUUGAUGAAUUAG